Molecule: messenger RNA, 2106 nt
Organism: Drosophila takahashii
Lineage: Eukaryota; Metazoa; Arthropoda; Insecta; Diptera; Drosophilidae
Biological process (GO): phosphatidylserine exposure on apoptotic cell surface; apoptotic process involved in development; engulfment of apoptotic cell
Cellular component (GO): plasma membrane
Source: RefSeq, a predicted model, not a curated record
CAAGCUGCAGAUGUAAAGAACGAGGUUAUUGGUGAAACUGUUUAAAAGGGGAACUCCCUUAGAAGGAAUAGAUCAUGGCAGACACGGAGGUUCAUGCCGCCAAUCCUCCGCCUCACAUACUUGGUUACACCAUCCGUAGUCGCACGAGGAUUUGGGUUUCCUACAUAGUGCCAACUUGUCUGGGUCUCCUGGUUUACAUUGUUCAAACGUCCUCGGACUUGGCUCUAAGUUACCAGCACUUCAGCCAGAAGGAGCCGGGCUUUGGAGCCGGCACUCUGGUCCUGGUGAUUCUUCCCCCGCUGAUCACCUUCCUCCUGGUGGCGGCUUCUAAGGAGCAGCGAGAUUGCGCCUGCUCCGAGCGGAAUAAAUGCAGUGCCCUUGGCAUUGGACUGCUCAAGCUCUUGCUAUUCCCGUUUUUUGUGAUUUACAGGUUUUGUACGCGCUUGUUUUGGGCCAUCGAGGGACUCUUCCACGACGACGACGAUGUGGAGCGCAUGAAGUGCUUGGCCAAGGCAACGGAAACCUCCAACAUAGAGCUUUACCUAUUGGUCCAGGCCUAUGCACAGGCAGCUCCGCAGAUCAUCCUGCAGCUUUACUACAUGCUUGAUCAGGAUAUGUUCAGGAACUACGAGACUUCUGCCGUUCAGGCCCUAUCCCUGGUAUUCUCCGCCAUCGAUCUGGCUGCCAUAACCACCAGUUAUCAUCGGAUUGAAAGCCAGCGAAGGGUGGGUCGCCAUUAUCCUUGGGCGACGCCCCAACAGAUUGCCACUCAUCGCUGUCACCUGGAGCAGAAUGAGCGUCUCUGCUGCGAAGCUGCGAGGAAGAAGCGGGAGUCCGAGAGGACCAUCACCAGUUUCCCGGAAUCGGACAAGAUCAUGGAGAACUUUAGGGCACGCCGUUCACUGCCCAAUUCCGGUGAAGCCACCCAUGAGUUGCACAUUCAGGGGGAAGAUGAGGUGGACAACGAUGCCUUGGAGCAGCUGGAAACUCGAGCACUGCUUCACUCCGGACCACGGGAUAAUGCCACGGAUGAGGAGAAGAUACAGGGCACAAGGUUCAAACUAAAAGUUCGAUACGAGGAUCUGGGAGACCUCGAUACCAUUGAGGUGUUGGACAGCAUUCCUGAGACACCGGCGCCACCACCUCCUCCAAAAACAGCGCCACCCGAGUUGCCUGUUCUGAAACCCACUGAAGAUGAUCCUCCCACUCCCGAUUUGCGACGCACAAUGUCGGAUACGGAGCACCGCAAGAGUCGACGGGUCACCCGACCUCUGUCCCAGUUGGAGACCUUCAAGGACAUGCUGCUGGUCAACGCUCAGUUGUACAUCAAAGAGAAGGUUCCCCACCCGCCCAAGUUGCUGAUGGGCAGGGUCAAGGAGGAGGAGCCCGAGGAGCGGAGUAUAUUGAUUCCACAGUCACCCAAGGCGUCUCCUUUGACGCCCAAGGACGUGGUGGACUUUUAUUUCCCGAGACCCACUAAAAUACUUAACGGCAUCCAGCAGGAUGACUUUGCGGGUAGAACGGUUUCCUUCUUCGGUUGGAUCGCCUUCAUCACCAUGCGGAUGCUGGCUCUGUCCACCUUCUGUGUCUUCUAUCCGCGGGCUUUCUUUAUCCUUAUUGGAGUACAUUAUGCCCUGAUGCUCGGCUGCCUCGCCCUGGAGACCCGCUGUCGUGGUAGCUGGAGUCGCAACCUGUUCCUCCUGCUCCUCGCCUACAUCUACAUCUUUGUGCUACUGGAGUUCCGGGUGUGCUUCAAGAACAUUCGUCUGUGGUACGGGGGUUACCUGGUGCUCACCCUCGUGGAGAACGUUACCAUAUCCUCGAUUUGGUACGCCAACGAGGAGUUCGAGUCCUGGUGGUUUGGCUUCAUCUGGGAGUGGAUCGUCUACAGUGGAGUCCUAUUCCUCGCCACCCUAAUCGUUUACUACUGUAUACUCCGACCCAAGGAGGUGUCCUUGAUAGUGGAAGACGAUUCGCCAGCGGAAGCAGAAGGAAAUCCAGAGGAGCAAUCCGUUGCCUAGCAAAAACCGUUUAGUUUGUUUUAUCGAAGUAGCUUGUAAGUCGUCAGUCGGCCACUGACAAACGAAUAAAUUAUUUAACUUAGUA